CAUUCAAAAGUGCCAUUCUGGUCUAACUGAAAUAAAUGAUUUUGACUUUGACUUCAUUAUUAGUUAGGACUAGGAGAUUACCAGUUCUCCAGAGGAUUUUUUGUGUUGAUAGCGGGGGACCGGUGAAGCAAAUGAUGCGGUCGCAUGUUAGUGCAGGCGCGGUGUGUGGACGCAGCGGUCAGUGAGACCCAGUGAAACGGUUCGUCGCUGGCCGCCCGCGGGUCAGUAGAGUUCCCGAACCCAGGGAUCACAUUAUCUCCGCCCUGGGAGGCUGAACUGCCAACCCGUGAAAAAUCCCUAUUGUAGUCGUCGUGCCGGAGAAGGAGACCGGAGUGGACCCGGCUUCUGCAGUGGGGGGGGACUGGGGGCCCUCUCGUACGCUGCGUCGAUAAACUGCACCCCUGUGCUGGCCUGUGGCAGGUCGGCAUUACAAUUUUGUCUCCUAGACUAUCAACACAAUAAAUCCUCAUCAAACCUAUUCAAACCCCUCCAUAAAAAAUAAAAUGAAGAAGACGAAAACCAAAAAAACACGAUUUACAGCGGCACCUCUAUCCACCCAAGUGGACUAUUGCAACAUUAGGGGACUUCAUGGAAAUCUUAACGCAGUCCACCAACACCUUGAGACUGCGAAGCCGACCCUACUCUUUCUCACGGAGACGCAGAUAUCCUGCCCGGCCGAUAUAUCGUACCUCAAUUAUCCUGGCUACAAACUCGAACAUAAUUUUCUGAGACGUGCCGGUGUAUGUCUGUACGUUCGGGAGGAUGUCUGUUGUCGGCGUCUUCGCCAUGUUGAAGACAGGGACCUGUCGAUAUUGUGGGUGCGCGUAGACUAUGGCGGCCACACCCGUAUAUACGCGUGCCUAUACAGGUCUUAUAGCGGUGACAGGGAAACAACACGACUUUUCGAGCACUUGCAAUUGACGACUGAUAGAAUUAUUGAGCAAUACCCUUUUGCGGAGUUAGUGAUCUUAGGAGACUUCAACGCCCACCACACCGAAUGGCUUAGUUCUCGGUCCACUGACUGCGCUGGGAGGUGUGCUCACGAAUUCGCUCUGGCCUAUGGUUUUUCACAGCUGGUACAUUCUCCAACAAGAAUACCGGACAUUGAGAACCAUACGAGUUCCAUAUUGGACCUUCUGCUGACCCAACGUCCGGAUGGAUAUUCCAUAUCAGUGGAUGCACCACUCGGAUCUUCUGACCACUGUCUUAUCCGGACUCUAGCACCAUGCGCACGACAGAAUCCACCUCGACCAACUAACUUGCGGCGCAUGUGGCAGUAUAAGUCAGCAGACUGGGAUGGAUUGCGGGAGUAUUACGCAUCGUACCCGUGGAGACAGCUUUGUUUCGCAUCAGAGGAUUCCGACACCUGCGCAGCUGCUGUCUCUGAGGCUAUACUGGCGGGUAUGGAAAACUUUAUUCCAAACUCGCUGAUCAACCAUAAUUGUUGA
Molecule: messenger RNA, 1448 nt
Organism: Spodoptera litura
Lineage: Eukaryota; Metazoa; Arthropoda; Insecta; Lepidoptera; Noctuidae
Biological process (GO): cell adhesion involved in heart morphogenesis; larval heart development
Cellular component (GO): extracellular matrix
Molecular function (GO): catalytic activity
Source: RefSeq, a predicted model, not a curated record